CUAGACUUGUCUUUUUCCAUUUAACGAAUACUCGCGUUAUAAUAUUGUCUCUGUUUUACAAUGAUAAUUUGAUAUCUUCUCAAGCCUGUCGUUACCAUGUCAGAUUCAGAUCCUCCUGCGCAGCCAAGUCUGCCAUGGCGCAUUGCCUCGGCGACUGUCAUGGGCUCAGUUGGCGCAUUCUCAAGAGUAUUCAUGAACGGCUUCAAUACCCUCGAGGUUACAGGCCUAGAAGGGCUUCUGGGGGUUCUUGAUCGUAGGAAAAGAGAAGGGCGUGAGCGCGGGCUGCUCACUGUAUGUAAUCAUGUAGCAGUACUUGAUGAUCCUCUUAUUUGGGGCAUGCUACCAAUGCGGUACUUCUUUGACGCAGUCAACAUGAGAUGGGGUCUUGGGGCGCAUGAUAUAUGUUUCAAGAAUAAAGCCACAUCGACAUUCUUCAGUCUUGGUCAGGUUCUGCCCACUCACAGAUUAUGGUACUCUCCUUAUGGUGGUCUAUACCAGCCAACCAUGGCACAGGCUGUCAAGCUACUAUCCGGCCCAUCACCAGCUUCAUGGUCUACAGCCUCCGACUCUCCUCUCUCUGCAACUCCUGCUUCAACAAGACCUCCUGCAGUUCCUCAACCGCUCUUCUUCUCUACCAACGGCGUUGAUCAAUUUCCAGCGCCAUCUGCCUACCCAGCCUAUCGAAAUGCCUGGGUCCACGUGUUUCCAGAGGCUUGUUGUCACCAAAGUCCGGAUAGCGGAUUGCGCUACUUCAAAUGGGGUGUAUCUCGACUGAUUCUCGAAUCUGAUCCGGCUCCAGAGUUCAUCCCCAUGUUCGUUCAUGGUACCCAGCACAUUAUGGCCGAGGAUAGAGGAUGGCCCAGAUGGGCGCCUCGUUUUGGAAAGACCGUGAAGAUAGUGAUAGGUGAGCCGACAGAUGUUGAUCAGCUCUUUGGUCACCAGCGGGCAGCAUGGCGCAAGCUUGUUGCGAAAGGUGACCCAGAACUUCUCCGAAAUGGCCCAGAGGCUACUGAGUUAAGAAUAUCGGUGGCCAGGAGAGUAAGAGACGAGGUCGAGAAAUUACGAGAAAGCGCAGGGUUCCCUGCAGAAAAGGACGAAGCACCGGCUCUCGCAGAAACAUGGGCCAAAGAUCCUCUCCGCACAAAAUUCAAGAGCCCAGUCGAUGGGAGUCUUGUUAACAGACAUGGGCCAAGAGAACGCCCAUGAGUAUAAAUUGUCAUACAUUUCGCUCGUAGAAUUAUAGACUAAAACAAGGAGGCUCAAACCACCCGAGACUAAGGUAUUCAUACUCAACAUUAGUUGUUGACAGGAAUAAAACAAUAAAUGACGAAUCAAGACACCGACACACGCUGCUGUCCCAAGAUCCAAUAUCUCUCCUGUCCUGUCUAA
This is a messenger RNA of Fusarium oxysporum Fo47, 1389 nucleotides long. Its product is annotated as lysophosphatidylcholine acyltransferase. The transcript has 3 exons. Gene Ontology annotation, cellular component: mitochondrial membrane. Gene Ontology annotation, biological process: cardiolipin acyl-chain remodeling; inner mitochondrial membrane organization. Gene Ontology annotation, molecular function: 1-acylglycerophosphocholine O-acyltransferase activity. The coding region runs from base 97 to 1206 and encodes 369 amino acids. The record is from RefSeq and is a predicted model, not a curated record. NCBI's taxonomy places the organism in Eukaryota, Fungi, Ascomycota, Sordariomycetes, Hypocreales, Nectriaceae.